UCAAGCCCCACAGAACCUACAUCAUUAUCUUUCCUAUUUCCUCUGCUUUCUCUCUCUCCGUUUUAACCGUCAAAUGCAGACUCGAAAAACUCAAGCUAAUAAGAACCGGCUUUUCUCAUGGGCUCUGUCACAAUAAACCCCACAUUAAAUACUUUCUGCUUCAAUCCCCAACGCUACAAAACCAGACCUUUUAAUUAUUAUUCUCCUCACUUCUCAUUCAUCAAAGUCAAAGCUUCUCCAGUUUCUUUCGCCUUUAAAACUCCUUCUAAUCCCAUAAACCCAACUCCUAACUCUCAAAAUCGAUGCUUUUCGGUUAACCCUUUAUUGGUUGUAGUUCCAGUCUUAAAAAGCAUCAAAGGCUUGGCCUUCUCACACACUCAAAAAUGGGCUUCAUGUUUGCACGCUUACACCGCAGAAUCAGACAAAAUUUUAGACCAAUUUAGUGGGAAUUACUUGCAAAGCGGAGGUUUUGGGGUGGCUUUAUUAAGUGUAACGGCUAGUGCUAAGGUUCGAAUUAGUCCAUUUGUGGCGACAUUGGCGGCGAAUCCAACGUUUGUUUCCGGUUUGUUAGCAUGGUUUAUUGCUCAAUCGAUGAAGGUGUUUUUGAAUUUCUUUGUAGAAAGGAAAUGGGAUUUUAGGAUAUUGUUUGCUUCUGGUGGGAUGCCUUCUUCGCACUCGGCUUUGUGUACUGCUUUGACAACAUCAGUGGCGAUUUGUCAUGGAAUAGCGGACUCUCUUUUUCCUGUUUGUUUGGGGUUUAGUUUGAUUGUCAUGUACGAUGCGAUUGGAGUUAGAAGGCAUGCUGGGAUGCAAGCUGCGGUUCUUAAUAUGAUCGUUGAGGACCUAUUUCAAGGGCAUCCUAUCAGUCAAAGAAAACUCAAGGAACUUCUUGGACACACUCCCUCACAGGUCUUUGCUGGAGCUAUGCUUGGCAUUGUGGUAGCUUGUAUAUGCUGUCAAGGUUGCUUGGUUGCAACCUAGAACUGCUUCUGCAAGCAAUUUUUGAUCGGAUCGUGUGAACAGUGUUUGCUAGUUUAAAAUCCCCUGGCUCAAUUUUAUGGUCUGGCCUUUCAAAAAAUAAUAAAAAAAAAUUUGUAUGGCCUGCUGAGUUGUUGUAUUCCCUACUUAAAUCCUCAAUAACCUGAACCAGAAGACGCGGAAAUUUUCUUUCUCCGUUUCAGUAACUUUGCUACUUGUAGCACAAAUCUGAAUUGACGCCAGUAUAGCAAUUUAGAAAUUUUCCUGCCUGUAUAUUGGAUCAAGAAUGCCAGUUAGAAAGGUAAUUAUUAGACGAA
Molecule: messenger RNA, 1295 nt
Organism: Theobroma cacao (cacao)
Lineage: Eukaryota; Viridiplantae; Streptophyta; Magnoliopsida; Malvales; Malvaceae
Product: Acid phosphatase/vanadium-dependent haloperoxidase-related protein
Source: RefSeq, a predicted model, not a curated record